AUGCCUGUCCUUGGCGCGACCUCCCGACGUCCACCUUCCCUGCUCAUCUUGGCACACUGCUCCCAGGCUUGGAAUGGAAUGGGCCUCGAUCGCCCUGCCGGCUAA
Molecule: messenger RNA, 105 nt
Organism: Pyricularia grisea
Lineage: Eukaryota; Fungi; Ascomycota; Sordariomycetes; Magnaporthales; Pyriculariaceae
Exons: 1
Coding region: 1-105 (34 amino acids)
Source: RefSeq, a predicted model, not a curated record